Molecule: messenger RNA, 2287 nt
Organism: Solanum pennellii
Lineage: Eukaryota; Viridiplantae; Streptophyta; Magnoliopsida; Solanales; Solanaceae
Product: protein DETOXIFICATION 44, chloroplastic
Exons: 13
Coding region: 156-1829 (557 amino acids)
Biological process (GO): transmembrane transport
Cellular component (GO): membrane
Molecular function (GO): xenobiotic transmembrane transporter activity; antiporter activity
Source: RefSeq, a predicted model, not a curated record
ACUUGUCCACUUUAAAUUUUACACGAAGUAUCAAUGAAAUUGUAUUUCAGCCGUUAAUUUCGUUGAUAACAAAAAAAAAAAAAAAUCAAAAACUGAUGAUUCACCUUUCUUCCCCAGAAAUCUAGAGAUUCUAUUCACCUCCAGUUGAGCUAACUAUGGCUACUGGCCUUCACCAGCAAUGUAUUAAUCCAUUAUUUACACAAUCUCUUCACCGGAAGAAUCAGAACUACAGUUAUUUCUGCAACUGUACUAAUCAACUACGAAAUAACAACACUAAUUGCUCAGCUCGACUCCGAACUACACUACUCAAAUCAAUUAAUGAAAAAAAUCCUAAAACCUUAUCCCAAAAUUCGAUAUCUAACUCAAAUUCUGAUUCCGGAGAAAGUCGGGUCAAGAAUCCGGACCCUGACCCGGAUAUUCCAUCCUCAUCUGCUUCAUCACUGUGGGAUUCAGUCACUUCCCAGCUAGAAGUGCUGAAAUUUGAUGGAAUUGGAUGGGAUAUUGUGUCGAUUGCGUUGCCCGCGGCGUUAGCUCUUGCUUCUGAUCCCAUUACUUCACUUGUUGAUACUGCAUUUGUUGGACAUUUAGGAUCUGUUGAAUUGGCAGCAGUAGGUAUUUCGGUAUCAGUUUUCAACCUCAUCUCGAAAUUGUUCAAUGUUCCUUUGCUCAACGUCACAACUUCUUUCGUUGCUGAAGAGCAGGCAUUAAUUGCUAAAGAUAGUUCACCUGAUUCACAAAGCAAGAUAUUACUUCCUUCAGUAUCAACUUCUUUACUACUUGCCCUUGGCCUUGGCAUUGUGGAAGCUGUUGGACUUUUUGUUGGCUCCGGUUUCCUGAUGAAUACCAUGGGUAUAUCUGUUGAUUCACCGAUGCGUGAACCAGCUGAGCAAUUCCUUACAAUGAGGGCAUUUGGAGCUCCACCAGUCGUUAUUGCACUUGCUGCUCAAGGAACAUUUCGUGGAUUUAAGGACACAAAAACUCCUUUAUAUGCUGUUGGAGCUGGUAACUUGCUAAAUGCAUUAUUAUCUCCAAUUUUGAUUUUCACCUUUGGUUUUGGCGUUAGUGGUGCUGCGAUUGCUGGUGUGAUUUCUGAAUACUUGACUGCUUCUAUCCUUCUGUGGAAAUUAAACGGGAAAGUUCUUCUUAUUGCUCCAGACGUUAACGUGGGAAGAUUUCCUCAGUAUCUUAAAUCUGGUGCACUUCUAAUAGGGAGGACUUUAGCACUUCUAAUUACCACUACACUGUCAACGGCUCUGGCAGCACGAGAGGGCCCCGUGCCUAUGGCUGGUCAUCAGAUAUGUGUUGAAGUUUGGCUAGCAGUAUCUUUGUUAACUGAUGCCUUGGCACUUGCCGGGCAGGCUCUCCUUGCUGGUGGCGUUUCUCAAGGUAAUUAUAGCCAAGCACGCGAAGUGGUUUAUAAAGUUCUACAGAUUGGUGCAUUGACAGGAGUUGCCUUGGGUUUUAGCUUGUUCGUUGGUUUUGGAGCACUCUCCGCCUUAUUCAGCACGGACUCUGAAGUUCUGGAAAUUGCCAAAUCUGGUACUCUGUUUGUUGCUGGAUCUCAGCCAGUAAAUGCCAUUGCCUUCGUUCUUGACGGGCUCUAUUAUGGUGUUUCGGACUUCGAAUUUGCUGCAUAUUCUAUGUUUGUGAUUGGAACAAUCUCCUCAAUCUUCUUGCUUGUGGCUGCGCCAUUGUUCGGUCUUCCUGGUGUCUGGGCGGGACUCUUUCUCUUCGUUGCCUUGCGUGUUGUAGCUGGACUUUGGAGGCUACAAACAAGAGAUGGACCAUGGAAAUUUCUUCAGACUGAUAUGGAACAGGAUAGUGUCUGACUUUCAAUGAGCAAGUGAUUGAUUCUCUAUAACGAUCGAGACAUACUCUAUUAGGCUUAUGCCAAGGAUAGCGCGAAUUGAUGAUGAUCAUACAUCAUCCAGGCAUUUGCAGAUCUUAGCAAAAUUGAACUCCUGAUAUCCGGACAGAUAAUUCUACAGUACAGGCUUGUCAAUUUCAUCAAUCUCUUUGGUCAGUCUCUACUGAGGGGUUGACGAUUUAUCUUCGAGAUUGCUAUUGUAGAGGUUUGAAGAAUCCAUGAUCAAGCUACAUCAUCUCAAUGACCACUAACUUGGGAAUCUUUUUCGACUUUUUUCUCCGAUUUGUGAAAUAAUUCAAGAGAGAGAGAGAGUGAGUUCGACAAAGUGAUCCUUGUAAAGUUGAACAGUUUACUUGACAAAUGCAAAUGUAAAAAUUUCAUUCUUCGUGUGAGGAUGUUAAAUUGUGUGACCAUUUGUUA